GCUCGUGCUAAUAAAAACAGAGGGCUAGAGCUAGGCAGGAAAGGAAGGAGGCGACGACGUUAAAUCGGCUGUAAACUUGUUUUUCGCCCAUUCACAUUUUAAAUAUUAUUAUUAUUUUACAGAGAAGCUCUCAGCACGGCAGCGGCAACAGCUAUUUCUAAAAAAAUAAUUGUUAGUUUUGGUUUAGUUGCUUAGUUUCUGAACACCGUUUUUCGCAUUUUAGCUAGCUAGCCGACUGUUUGACGCAUUAUGUAUGCACACCACCAGCUAACCUACAAACAAAGAAAGACAUUCGAGGAGAGAGUACAAGAAGCAGAAUCGAUCCGAAAGAUGCACCCUGACAAGAUCCCUGUGAUCAUUGAGAGGUACACCGGAGAGAAGCAGCUCCCCGUCCUGGACAAGAUCAAGUUCCUGGUUCCGGACCACGUCAACAUGGGGGAACUCAUCAAGAUCAUCAGGAGGCGCCUCCAGCUGAACAGCAACCAGGCCUUCUUCCUGCUGGUGAACGGGCAGAGCAUGGUGUCCGUGUCGGCGCCCAUCUCGGAGGUGUACGAGCGCGAGCGGGACGCAGACGGCUACCUCUACACGCUGUACGCCUCCCAGGAGACGUUCGGCGCCGCCCCGUGAGCCGCCAUUCCUCCACCCGGCUCGGUGAUUUGGAACUCUGGUAGCUCGUAGUCUUCCCCCUUCCCACAUUUUCCCACCAUGCACCUCUUUUAGGCCUACAGGUACAAACCGCUAACGGACGGAGCGUUGGAUCAUGUGAUCUGGUGUAAAACUGAUCCCAGAACUGCAGAGUUUACGUAGAGAAGCGACUCGGGUCCAUCGGCGGGUUUUCGUUCAGCUCUGCUCGCUGUCAUGUUGAUGGUGUUUACCGUCAGUGUUGUGGCUCCGCCUCUUCUCUGCUGUGUCGAUAUGAAAACGUAAACAACUCAUCAGCCCGAACAGUCAUCAGAGUAAAAGGUGUUUGGAUCCAUGAGGUUUUAGUUCAGAUUUUUAUGCAUCGUUUGUUUUAUUUUUAAAAUCUUUUUCCUCGUCUGCCUUGAAGCGUCUUCACUGUAACACCUUCUGCUCCCAGAACAGACGGGUGUAGUUUACAGCUAACGUAUAAACAUCAUAGAUCGUAGAAAUGCCUUGACGUGCAGAUAUUUGAGUGUAACCAAGUGAGACGAGGAGCUUCGAUGAUGUUUUUGUAAAUAAAGGGAAAGGUGGAGGUUGUUUUCUCAUCUUCCUCAUUUUUUAUUUUUGUUUUAAUUAAUCCCCACUGAGCCGCAGGUUCAAGUUUUUGUUUUUUUUGUGCUGGAUCGUCACACUUCCUGUUUGGUCCUCCUCGUCUAAACGUAUUUGAGUUUAGCUGCUUGAU
Molecule: messenger RNA, 1363 nt
Organism: Nematolebias whitei (Rio pearlfish)
Lineage: Eukaryota; Metazoa; Chordata; Actinopteri; Cyprinodontiformes; Rivulidae
Gene: map1lc3b
Product: microtubule-associated protein 1 light chain 3 beta
Exons: 4
Coding region: 250-627 (125 amino acids)
Biological process (GO): autophagy of mitochondrion; macroautophagy; cellular response to nitrogen starvation
Cellular component (GO): cytosol; autophagosome; autophagosome membrane
Molecular function (GO): ubiquitin protein ligase binding
Source: RefSeq, a predicted model, not a curated record